This is a messenger RNA of Capsella rubella, 1373 nucleotides long. Its product is annotated as probable protein phosphatase 2C 41. The record is from RefSeq and is a predicted model, not a curated record. Gene Ontology annotation, biological process: protein dephosphorylation. Bases 155 to 1210 code for a protein of 351 amino acids. The transcript is spliced from 6 exons. NCBI's taxonomy places the organism in Eukaryota, Viridiplantae, Streptophyta, Magnoliopsida, Brassicales, Brassicaceae. Gene Ontology annotation, molecular function: protein serine/threonine phosphatase activity.
AGAUGAUGAUGAGUCAUAGAGACCAUUCACCAAGCUUAUAAGUAGUACUAGUAAAUCCACACCAAAACAUGAUAAAUAUAUUCAACAGAGAAACUCCGAUCAAGAAUAUUCAUUAUUUCACCAGCGAGUAAAAGGAUCAUAAGAGAAUUCAAGUAUGGUGCUUUUACCGGCUUUUUUGGAUGGAUUUGCGAGAACCGUAUCGACAAAGAAAGGCAAAAAUCCUCCGGGAGAUGAAGAUAAAGGGAGAGAGAUCGCAAAAUCGAUGAUCAAAGACUCGAAGAAGAACUCGAGUUUGCUCGGUACUUCGGGAUUUGUUAGCUCGGAAAUUUCUAAGAGAUUUACCUCUAUUUGUUCUAAUAGAGGUGAGAAAGGAAUCAACCAAGAUCGUGCUAUUGUUUGGGAGGGAUUUGGAUGCCAAGAAGAUAUAACAUUUUGUGGCAUGUUUGAUGGGCAUGGACCAUGGGGACAUGUGAUAGCCAAAAGAGUUAAAAAAUCAUUUCCAUCUUCUCUGCUUUGCCAAUGGCAACAAACUCUUGCUUCCUUAUCAUCGUCGCCGGAAUGUUCCUCUCCGUUGGAUCUCUGGAAGCAAGCUUGCCUGAAAACAUUCUCCGUCAUCGAUCUUGAUCUCAAGAUUAAUCCUUCCAUUGAUUCUUACUGCAGCGGCUGCACCGCUCUAACCGCUGUUUUACAGGGUGAUCACCUUGUUAUAGCAAAUGCUGGUGACUCACGAGCUGUACUAGCAACAACUUCUGAUGACGGAAGCGGUUUAGUGCCGGUUCAGCUCUCGGUAGACUUUAAACCAAACAUUCCCGAGGAAGCAGAACGGAUUAAACAAUCGGAUGGACGAUUGUUCUGCCUAGACGAUGAACCGGGAGUGUACCGGGUGGGUAUGCCGAAUGGAGGAUCACUCGGUUUAGCUGUUUCAAGAGCAUUCGGAGAUUACUGCCUUAAAGACUUCGGUUUAGUCUCUGAACCGGAAGUAACAUACCGAAAGAUAACCGAUAAGGACCAGUUCCUCAUCUUGGCCACCGAUGGGAUGUGGGAUGUGAUGACGAACGAUGAGGCAGUGGAGAUAGUAAGAGGAGUCAAAGAGAGAAGAAAGAGCGCAAAGAGAUUAGUAGAGAGAGCUGUGGUGCUUUGGCGUAGGAAGAGAAGAAGCAUCGCCAUGGAUGAUAUUUCUGUUCUCUGUCUCUUCUUUCGCCCUUGUUAGUUUAACUCUUCUUUAGCUUCUCUUACAUAUAUAUACAUCUAUCAAUGUAUUUUGAGCGUCAAUGAACAAAGAAAAUGUUAUAUACAGAAUACGUUUUUACAUAAGAGUAAUAUUUACUGUGAUGGGAGACUUAAGAGUUUCAUCAUUUAUUUUUUUUUGUAAA